Messenger RNA from Spodoptera littoralis (African cotton leafworm), 1383 nucleotides. NCBI's taxonomy places the organism in Eukaryota, Metazoa, Arthropoda, Insecta, Lepidoptera, Noctuidae. The record is from the annotation of a GenBank genome assembly.
AUGGAAGUAGAUCAAAUAGUAUCACAAUCUUCUUUUUCCAUGUUAGAAGGAAAAGUGGACAGCAGAAUCUUGAAAGCAUUGAAUUCUAUGGGUAUGGAGAAACCAACUCGUAUUCAAGCUGAAGCUUUACCACAUUUACUUCAAGGGAAAGAUCUUAUUGGUGCGGCCAAAACAGGCAGUGGAAAGACCUUGGCAUUUUUAAUACCAGUUGUUGAAAAUUUGCUCAAGUUAGGAUGGUCUGCUAAGGGAGGUACUGGAUGUAUAAUUUUAUCACCUACAAGAGAACUAGCAUUACAAACAUCUGAUGUAUUGAAGAAACUUCUAAUGAACAUUCCUUUAUCACAUUGCCUUAUUGUGGGAGGUGAGAAAAGAGCUAAAGACAUUAUAAAAUUGAAGAAAGGUGCAAAUAUCAUAGUCGGAACUCCCGGUCGGUUUUUAGACCAUUUGCAAAGUACUGAAAAGUUUAAUUGUAACAAGCUGCAGUGUUUAGUGUUAGAUGAGGCUGAUAAACUUUUAGAAGCAGGCUUUCAGAAGCACAUAACUGGCAUUGUUAAUUUGUUACCAACAAAAAGACAAACAGUUUUAUUCAGUGCUACUAUGGGCGAAAAUGUCAAGAAUCUCGCCAGGUUGGCAUUGAGAACUGAUCCAGUUUUAGUAUCUGUAAAUGAUAACAAAACAUCCACAGUGACGGGAUUGCAACAGGGGUAUUACAUUUGUCCAGUAGAAAAAAGGAUAGCAUGGUUGUACAAAAUGCUGAAGAAAAGUAAAAAGCUUAAAGUUAUGGUAUUCUUCUCGUCGUGUCGGUCUGUGGAUUUUCAUCACGAAUUUUUCCAAGAACAUUGCAAAGCUUCUGUUUUAAGUAUACAUGGUCAGCAAAGUCAAGCUAGGAGGAAAGAAGCGUAUCAUAAUUUUAUUGAAGCGCAAAAUGGAGUUUUAUUUUGUACUGACGUGGCUGCACGCGGUUUGGAUAUUCCUAGUGUUGAUUGGAUUGUGCAGUAUGACCCACCUUCAGAUCCUAAGGAAUAUAUUCAUCGAGUUGGUCGCACGGCCAGAGGACUCAAUAACAAAGGAAAUGCAGUCAUAUUAUUAAGACCAGAAGAAGAGAGUUUUAUCAAAUUUUUGGAAAAAGAAAAGGUGUUUUUAGAUAAAUACACUUUUGGAGAACCUCCUAAUGAAGUUCAAGGAAUGCUAGAAGAUUUAAUAGCUAAUAAUGGAGUAAUGAAGACAUCAGCAAGGAAGGCGUACCUGUCAUUUCUCAGGUGUUAUAAGAAGCAUCCGCUGAAGAAGAUAUUCGAUAUCAACUCUUUGGAUUUAAAAUUAGCUGCAAAGGCCUUUGGGUUUCAGGAACAGCCUCACGUGGACUUUUUACCGAAAAAGAAAUGA